Molecule: messenger RNA, 657 nt
Organism: Mesorhabditis spiculigera
Lineage: Eukaryota; Metazoa; Nematoda; Chromadorea; Rhabditida; Rhabditidae
Source: the annotation of a GenBank genome assembly
AUGCGCCGGAAGUCGCGACUCGACGCCGAUGCGAUUUGCUUGGCGCUGGGCGGGACUUGCGUCAACCAGGCAUGCUGUACGACACCGUUUUCCGGACUGAAAGCUGGCGGAGGUUCCGGAAAUGAACGGCCGCUGACUACGGUGGAUGGAGAUGUAGAAGAGGGCUCAAUCAUUUCCGUAACCAGCGCCGAAGAGCGGGAAGCCGCCGAGAUUAAGAGCGGGCUGAUCGGCUCGGGAACAGCUGAAAAACGCACAAAGGCGCCGUCUUUCGGGACAACCCCGGAGCCGUACACCGAACGGCCGCACCGCACCACCACGCGUCGCGGCAACACCAAGAAGGUUUCCGUCGUGACGCUCAAACCGGAGGGACCGGAAAUGGAGGAGCUCUUCGAAAUUCUUGGAAACACCACCCAAGCUACCGUAACCACGAAGAAGAAGACGAAAAAGGGAAAGAAGUCGAGCCAGAUUGAAACCACUACGGCCCUCCCCGAGCACGUCUCCCUCUUGCUGACAACCUGCGGCUCGGGUCUCCGCCCCGUCGGCCCGUGCUCAGAAGAUUCGGAUUGCCCAGCCCUCCACCACUGCCAGAACGGGAAGAUCUGCUGUUAUAAUGUAUUCCACGAUCCCGAUACUACCUCUGUUGAUCUCAUCACUGCA